This is a messenger RNA of Anopheles maculipalpis, 1000 nucleotides long. Its product is annotated as casein kinase I-like. Gene Ontology annotation, biological process: signal transduction; negative regulation of canonical Wnt signaling pathway; peptidyl-serine phosphorylation. The record is from RefSeq and is a predicted model, not a curated record. Lineage: Eukaryota; Metazoa; Arthropoda; Insecta; Diptera; Culicidae. Bases 1 to 996 code for a protein of 331 amino acids. Gene Ontology annotation, cellular component: nucleus; cytoplasm. Gene Ontology annotation, molecular function: protein serine/threonine kinase activity; ATP binding. The transcript is spliced from 2 exons.
AUGAAUGAUUUCAUCGUAGCCGGCAAGUAUCGGAUCAUCCGCAAGAUAGGAUCCGGCUCGUUCGGCGAUAUCUAUCUCGGCAUCAACAUCACCAACGGUGAGGAGGUCGCACUGAAGGUGGAAAGCAUACUUGCCCGCCAUCCGCAGCUAACCUACGAGUACAAACUGUACAAAGUGCUGACCGGUGGCGUUGGCAUCCCGCACAUCCGGUACUUUGGACAGGAGCGCAGCUACCAUGUACUGGUGAUGGAUCUGCUCGGACCGUCGCUGGAGGAUCUGUUCAACUUCUGCAGCCGGCACUUCACGAUCAAAACCGUGCUAAUGCUGGUGGACCAGAUGAUCGGGCGGCUCGAGUACCUGCACAUGAAGAACUUUAUCCAUCGCGACAUCAAACCGGACAACUUUCUGAUGGGCAUUGGCCGGCACUGCAACAAGCUGUUCCUGAUCGAUUUCGGGCUGGCCAAGAAGUAUCGGGACUUCCGUUCGCGCAUCCACAUCUCGUACCGGGAGGACAAGAACCUGACCGGUACCGCCCGUUACGCGUCGAUCAAUGCGCAUCUCGGUAUCGAGCAGAGCCGCCGCGACGAUAUGGAGUCGCUCGGGUACGUGAUGAUGUACUUCAACCGAGGUUCGCUACCGUGGCAGGGGCUGAAGGCGACCAACAAAAAGCAAAAGUAUGAGAAGAUCUCGGAGAAGAAGAUGUCCACCCCGAUCGAGGUGCUGUGCAAGGGCUUUCCGGCGGAGUUUGCGAUGUACUUGAACUACUGCCGUAGCUUGCGCUUCGAGGAAGGCCCGGACUAUAUGUAUCUGCGGCAGCUGUUCAGAAUUCUGUUCCGCACCCUAAACCAUCAGUACGACUACACCUUCGACUGGACAAUAAUGAAACAGCGGGCAAUGCAGCAAGGCAGCAAUAACCCGCCCGCCGUUACGUCCGGCGAAAACAAGCGAGAGGAGCGACGUGAUAAAGAUAAGCUGUCCAGCGAUACGGAUGAAUAGGGGA